GUUCGACUUACCACCUACGUAAAGGCUGGGCAGGGUGAGCGGCCGGCAGUGGCGCGCGUAGAAAAUGCCAUGUUAGCAGCGAAAAGAGCCGGUGUUAAACAUGCAGAUCUAGCCACACACAAACAGGCGUCUCAGUCGUCAUGGUCUUGGAAAGAGGGGCGUUCGGCUCGGUCGAGGCUCUUAUUGGGUCUCUCGAGGGCGGGAGGUGUGGGUACGGUGAUCUCUCCAUCAUAAUAGCGCCUCUAAAAACCAUGCGGUCUAGCAGCCAGCGUGGGGGUGGGCCGGCCAGAAAUCCACUUGUGAUAACGAAGCAGCAGUAGCAAGCGUCUCUCAAGUCUCCUUUGGACGUGUGACGUCGGUCUUUGACAAACGUUUCUGUGCGAGGACGAGUGAGGCAUGCUGGAUAUCUGCGGGCGAAAUCGGAGCAACAUCUGUCUGCAGCAAGGGAUUCCCACCCACAGCGGGGAUAGGGUCUAUGUUUGGUAGCAUAUCGUUUUGUGGCGUAGAGGGGUCCUCUGGUCGGCCAUCAGAUUUCAAGCAUGGCCAACAUGCUAUGGUGGUGCAUGGACGAAGCGACGCAUGGUGGGCGUUGAGGCUGUCGCACUACGCGGACACAGGGCGCCUGUGACAGCGUUUCCGUUAGCCACGACGAGAUGAUGCAAUUUUGCCCCCUCGCGAGCCGCCGGGGUGUUGAUGCAGAACGCCAUGGGCCAUGCUCAAGGUAUAGCGUCGCGAACUAGGGAUGCAGCGGAGGCUAGCGUAGCGUUGAUGUUGCAGGCCACAAAACAGCUCGUGUUAGUCGGCCCUCAAGCAUGCGCACACAGGUUGACCGAGCGAGGGAUUUUACAGCCCGCAUUGUUACCAAUGUUGGAUGUUGUGCGGGAAUUUUGAACCUUCCUUCUCUGCUAUGCGCGCUUCCCGAUGCGUAUUCUGCAAGAAGGCGCUUUGCUUGCGAACAUCACCAUUAGUUGGACGAGGCGGUGAAGAGAAAAACGAGGACAAGAGCUGGGUGGCGCGCAGCGGCGGCAAGUCGGAAUGCUCCAGGUGGUGGCGAGCCAGUCAGAGCGUUAGAUUGCGUCCCCGCAUGGGCUCGAGUGUGCACAGAUGGACCAGUAGUGUGGCAGAUAGCAGUGAAAGCACCGAAAUUACUGAAUCACACGGGGCUGCGCAGGGCGAAACGUGGGAUGGGUAUAAUUUGUUGUUUCCCAGAGACACGCAUCUGGCGCCAUAUGGAGCUAACGAUUGGCCUGAGACUGCAAGCAUUCCCAAGUCUCGGCCAAAACGGUCUUGGUUGGUGAACGCAGCCAGUGCUGGUUUGGGUCAAAGAUCGUCUCUGCUUUAGCGAAACAGUCUCGUCUGGGCCCCAAACACCAGCGGAGCCCAUUCACGUCACAAAAACGCGGCUGAUGUCACAGAAGCCGUGGUCGAGGCUUGGCGUAGCGCUGAGGACGCUUUGGCAAUGGAUCUCAUCGAGCAUAUGGUCUGGCCUCCCUUGCCUUUGGUGCAUGCACCUCAGAUGCAGACUCUGACUCGGCCAGCGAAUUGCAGCACAGGCCUGCUCGCAUGUGGGUAACCCAUGUCAGGAUGGCUUCGUUGUACGUCGAGAAAAGGUGGCUCGAAGCAAGGCUCGCUGGCGUUGCAUGCGCCGAAUAGAGGUCAUCUAGAAAGGGCUACGCAUCUCGUUCGUGGGGGGCUACCCAAUGGUGUGGGCUUGUUGCUAAUGCUCCCGCAGCUGUGUUGAUGCUCUGCCAUGAUAUUCCACGAUGACUGGCCCGCUUGGGUAGGGAGAGUGGUCCCUUCACUUACAACGACGUGCAUUGCAUCCAAUCAACCUCCAUGGCGGGCAACGCGAGUAAGCGGAGCAUUGCCUCUUUGCGUAGGGAUACAUUACAGCGCGCCACUACCGACAAGCCGCCCCGUGCGCCAAUGGACGGGGAUGUAUUUUUUUGGAGUCUCUUGGCUGUUGCCAACCUUUCUCUUUCGGCUGGGAGGUCUUCGAUUGCCAGACUACUGUCAGAAUGCGCACAGCGACGGUGGACAUGCUGUCUUUAUCGCGAUAUACUGGCAACAACCACUGUAUGUAGCGCUGACGGACGCUCGGGCGUGCUAGUGACGGGCAACUUUUUUGAUAGACGUGAUGGGCCCAAUGAAUUGACAAGCUGGUGGGGUAAGUCGUGUAAAUGAAAUCUCGACUGCACACCCUAAGCUUGCCGCUGGCAAAGCAGACGAUGCCGCCUUGAGCGCUGGCAGUGUACUCUAUACAACACACAGUAUCUGAUUCUCGUUCAACUUGCAAGCGCUGGACCUGGCGUAGCACAGCCAGCCAGAGGGGGAUAUUGCGCUGCAGUGUGCCUGAACAUCACUGCGGGCGGGCUGCGAGAGACAGACACAUCGCAGCACGACCACUGCAGAGCUACGCACACGUAACAGAGAACCGUCUGGUGCAGCGACGGGCAUGGAGGUUGCACCAGAUCAAGACGGCGGACUAAUCCGUCGCAAAGGCGGGCGGCAGAUGGGCGCCUGCAGAUGACGAGCCAAACACGGGUCGAUGAUUUGGUGUGGGCGGCGAGCCAAGGUUGCCGACACAAUGUCUCGAAGCCCCCCAGCCAGAUGUGUCGCAUGACAGUGGCCGGCCGUUAUUGCGAGAGGGGCGGCAGGUGGUUUAUGGAAGACGCUGCGAAAAGGGAAGAAUGGUGUUUAUGCUAUUUCUGUUUAGCAGCGUGUUCGGUAAACAAAUGCCCGGCGUGGAUUUUGAACGGUGCUCCCUGCAUGCCUGCGGUCGACACUAACGGGUAGUCAUGUGCGGUAUUGACUCUAAAAAGUGUGUAUCAGAUAAGAAAGGAAAUGGUUCCAAAGUAAACAAAGCCUGGUAGCGGAGGAGCAGCAACGGCGGGAUUUGCAAGCUGGAUGAGGAUCCUAGAGAAGAUAAAAAAAAAAAGAUACAAAGAUACAAAGAUACAAAGAUACAAAGAUACAAAG
Molecule: messenger RNA, 2979 nt
Organism: [Torrubiella] hemipterigena
Lineage: Eukaryota; Fungi; Ascomycota; Sordariomycetes; Hypocreales; Clavicipitaceae
Source: the annotation of a GenBank genome assembly